Messenger RNA from Salvia hispanica, 399 nucleotides. The record is from RefSeq and is a predicted model, not a curated record. Lineage: Eukaryota; Viridiplantae; Streptophyta; Magnoliopsida; Lamiales; Lamiaceae.
AUGUCACCUUACAGACUUGUGUUUGGUAAGAUGUGUCACUUACCUUUGGGUAUUGAACACAAGGCGUACUGGGCAGUGAAAGAAAUGAACAUGAAGCCGACAGCUUGCGAAGAAGAGAGGAAGUUACAAUUGAAAGAGUUGGAGGAACUUCGGCUGGAGUCGUUUGAGUCUGACAUGUGGUACAAAGAAAAGAACGAAGUUAUGGUGCAUGAUAAAAAACCUCCGGGUCAAGGAACUUCAUGUGGGACAGAGAAGUGCUCCUUUUUCAGUCCCUGCUUAAGCUCAUGCCAGUGGAAACUGAAGUCUAAAUGGAUUGGCCCAUACACCAUCGUUGGCAUCCAAGCAAAUGGAGCAGUGGAGAUCCAGGGUAGCACUCUAAACUCAGUUCUUUCCUUGUAA